AUGGAUGAAACAGUUUCGGCGUCUCUGUUUAUUUUCCAAAACUUCUUUCGCUUUGUUACCACUCUAAGUCUCUUCCCCUUGGCAAUUUGCCAAAGGAAGGUGUCUUUUAAUCGCAACGCUUAUUUUUUACACAUUUCCCUACUGCUCUUUCAGUUUGUGCUUGUGGCCCACCUCGCGCUGAAACACAUUUACUAUGGACUCACUGGGAUUUUCUUUUCAAUCGUAGGCCAGAGGCUCUGCGUUCCAGUCAUAACUGGAGGCAUUGGCGCCGGAAAAUCGACUCUCGGCCACUACUUUGCGUCCAAUGGUUUUCUCGUCAUCGACAGCGACUCGAUCAACAGACAGCUGAUGGUCCCGGGGACGUUUGCGUACGAGAGUUUGAUUCACAAGUUUGGACUCGGCAUAGUGCUGCCGAGCGGCGAGAUCGACAGGGCGGCCCUGCGGGAGAUUGUCUUUAACGACGACGCCAAGAGGAAGAUGCUAAACCGGUGUCUGCACAAGUACAUCAUCUACCAAAUCAUCUGGGAGGUUUUUAGACACCGGAUCCUCUCGUGGAAUGAUCGCAUUGUGAUUGAGGUGCCGCUGCUGUACGACACGCCGCUAUCGUGGAUUUGCGGUCCGAUUAUCGUUUGCGUGGCAAGUGUGGACACGAGGGUGAGUCGCUGUCAGACACGCAACGCCGAUCUAUCGAGGAACAUCAUCCUCAACAUCAUCAAGUCACAGCCAACCAACGAGAAGCUGAUCGCUUGGGGAGACUUUGUCAUUGAGAAUGAGUCGAGCAUUGAGGAAUACCACAAACGCGCCCAGGAGCUGCUGGAUUUUUUGUAA
Messenger RNA from Theileria equi strain WA, 828 nucleotides. Its product is annotated as dephospho-CoA kinase, putative. The record is from RefSeq and is a predicted model, not a curated record. NCBI's taxonomy places the organism in Eukaryota, Apicomplexa, Aconoidasida, Piroplasmida, Theileriidae. Gene Ontology annotation, biological process: coenzyme A biosynthetic process. Gene Ontology annotation, molecular function: dephospho-CoA kinase activity; ATP binding. Bases 1 to 828 code for a protein of 275 amino acids. The transcript is spliced from 6 exons.